AGAAAUAUUAGGGAUCAAAGGCUGAGUAACAUCUCACCUUGAAUUUACACUCAUUAUACACAUUAAUUUAUAAAAAAAACUUUUUGUUUUUUCCAACAGACAAAUUAAUAUGUGGAGUAGUAACAUUUAUCGAUUCAGGCAGCCGCUGUGGCCUGGAGAUGCGUAUGAUUUUAAUGCAGAUCCAUUGCAACACACGCACAAAUUACCUUUGGAAUAUACCACUCCAGGACCGUUUGGAACCAAACAUAGUACCGCCGCCAUAACCACAGGAUCAUCUGUUAUAGGAAUACGUUUCGACAAAGGAGUCAUGAUGGCUGCAGAUACGUUGGUAUCUUACGGAUCCCUGGCCCGCUAUCAGAACAUGGAGCGAAUAUUCAUGAUCAACAACAACAUCCUGUUCGGGGGCUGCGGCGACUUUGCCGAUAUACAAUCCAUUAUACGCGGCAUUGAACAAAAGAUAGUGGAGGAUCAGUGCAACGGUGACGAUAUCGAAAUGAAACCUAAAGCUUUGGGCCAAUGGAUGACCAGGGUCCUUUAUGACCGACGAACUCAAAUGAAUCCUCUGCUGGUAGAUGUCGUGUUGGGUGGUUUGGAUGUGCAGGGAAAGCCCUACCUGGCUAAUGUCGAUUUACGGGGUCGCUCCCAUGACGAUUUUGUAAUAGCCACGGGAUUCGCCCGGCAUCUGACGAUUCCUUUUAUUAGGAGCGCCAAACCAAAAGAUAGGGAUUUUAAUAUGGACGAGGCUCACGAAAUGAUAAAAAGAUCCAUGCAGAUUCUGUAUUACCGUGAUACGCGAAAUAAUUCCCAGUAUACAUUGGGUGUGUGCAGUCCAAAAAACUGCGGUAUUGAAGGUCCUUACCAAGUCGCUGAAAACUGGAGUUAUGCUGCCGGCAUAAAAGGGUAUUAGAGAAAGCCUUUACGAACCAACAAAUGUAUUCUUCAAGAAAACUUGGAAAAUAAACUUUAAUUUUUACUCAAA
Drosophila ananassae is the source of this 979-nucleotide messenger RNA. Its product is annotated as proteasome subunit beta type-4. Gene Ontology annotation, cellular component: proteasome core complex. The transcript has a single exon. The record is from RefSeq and is a predicted model, not a curated record. NCBI's taxonomy places the organism in Eukaryota, Metazoa, Arthropoda, Insecta, Diptera, Drosophilidae. The coding region runs from base 110 to 907 and encodes 265 amino acids.